UUGGGGAAACUUGUUUUUUUUACACUAUAACUUCCAGAACUCCCUAAUCAAAAUGGCAACAUGGAUUAGAACUGCUAGGUUGGCAGAAGCUGUGGCUAAUAGUGGAUGCUCACUCCGUUCCCGGGAUUUGAACCUGGGACCUUUCGGUCUGCAAGUUCAGCAGCUCAGCGCUUAACACACUCUGUUAAAAUAGAUAGCAUUAGUUAAAACAUCCAUAUAAAUAUACAUUCAAGAGCGCAUUACAAAUCGUAAUCCAGGUCUGUCCAUUAUUCAUCCUGGUUUCAUUUUUACAGUAAGUGCUGCUUCUAUUGCUCAAUACCAGUUGUUAGGAAUUGUAGUUGUAGUCCAAAACACCUGAAGGGCCAAAGUUUGCCUGUGCCUGAUCUACACUGUAGAAUGAGUGCAACUUGAUCUCACAUUAAGCGCUGUGGCUCAUAAUAAUAAUAAUAAUAAUAACAAUGCUGCCCUGGCAGAAUAUGUAAAGCAAAGUGAAGAACCUGCUUUGAUUGAAGUCAAAAAUCAGAAACUCCUCAAAGCACAGCAGACAAAAAACCAGUACAAGAAAACCGCACUACAAACUAGAGCUGACAGCUGGCACAACAAAACAUUGCAUGGAAAGUUCCUUGACAAAAUUGAAGGCAAAGCUGACAAGGAGAAGACCUGGCUCUGGCUCACGAAUGGGACCCUGAAGAAGGAGACAGAAGGCCUGAUCCUUGCAGCCCAGGAGCAAGACAUCAGAACAAAGGCAAUUCAGGCCAAGAUCGAAAAAUCAGCUGAUGACCCAAAAUGCAGACUGUGCAAGGAAACCGACGAAACCAUUGAUCAUAUCCUCAGCUACUGUAAGAAAAUUGCACAGACAGACUACAAACAGAGGCACAACUAUGUGGCCCAAAUGAUUCAUUGGAACUUAUGCCUUAAGUACCACCUCCCAGCAGUAAAGAACUGGUGGGAUCACAAACCUGCAAAAGUAUUGGAAAAUGAGCACGCAAAGAUACUGUGGGACUUCCGAAUCCAGACUUCCAGACAGAAUUCCAGACAGUUGUGGAAAAGAACAAGGUGUGGAUCAUUGAUGUUGCCAUCCCAGGUGACAGUCGCAUUGACGAAAAACAACAGGAAAAACUCAGCCGCUAUCAGGACCUCAAAAUUGAACUUCAAAGACUCUGGCAGAAACCAGUGCAGGUGGUCCCGGUGGUGAUGGGCACAUUGGGUGCCGUGCCAAAAGAUCUCAGCCGGCAUUUGGAAACAAUAGACAUUGACAAAAUUACGAUCUGCCAACUGCAAAAGGCCACCCUGCUGGGAUCUGCACGCAUCAUCCGAAAAGACAUCACACAGUCCUAGACACUUGGGAAGUGUUCGACUUGUGGUUUGUGAAACGAAAUCCAGCAUGUCUAUCUUGUUUGCUGUGUCAUACAACGUCGUUGUGUCAAUAAUAAUAAUAAUAAUAAUAAUAAUAAUAAUAAUAAUAAUAACUUUAUUUUUAUACCCCACCCCAUCUCCCCGGAGGGACUCAGUGCGGCUUAAAUGGGGCCAUGCCCGACAUAAAAAUACAAUAACAGCGAUAAAACAAUAAAAACAAUUUUUCACAUUGAUAAGACAUCAGCGUCAGUAAAACAGUCAUAAAAAUCAAUAUAUCAAUAAAAUAUUAAAAACGGGAAGCUAAAACAGAUCUGGGCCAAAGUGCAGAAAGACAUCACAUGGGAGAGGUAGUUUCAUGGCUAAAAUCUAUAUAUAUAAAAGGGUAAUGAAAUUUCGGCCUAGGACAAAACAACACAACUACACAUCCCAGAAAUAAUAAACUUGGCAGCACAACCCCUCAUCCAUGCCUCUAUGUUCAUACAACAAAAAGAAAAGAAAAAUAAAGUCCUAAUUAGAGGGAGAGGAAUAAUUGUUUUUAUCCCAUUGCUGCCAGUUAGAAGGCUAAGCUCCGCCCACUUGGUCUCCUAGCAACCCACUCAGCCCAGGGGACAGGCAGAGUUAGGCCUCACUUAGGCCUCUUCCACACUGCCUAUAAAAUACAGAUUAUCUGAUUUUAACUGGAUUAUAUGGCAGUGUAGACUCAAGGCCCUUCCACACAGCAAUAUAACCCAUUUAUAAUGGACUUAAUGUAAGGUAAAACCUUUACCCUUGACCUUAACUACCACCAAUUCCUCAAUAUUUUAUUUCCCAUACCACCAGACUUCGCCACAGCAACGCGUGGCUGGGCACAGCUAGUCUAUAUAUAUAAAAGAGUGAUGGCAUCACGGCGACCCACAAAACAACAAAACUACAGGCCCCCCAACCUCGACAUUUGACAACACAACCCAUCAUCCACGCCUCUAGGUUGAUACAACAAAAAGAAAAGAAAAAUAAAGUCCUAAUUAGAGGGAGAGGAAUAAUUGCUUUUAUCCAAUUGCUGCCAGUUAGAAGGCUAAGCUCCUCCAACUUGGUCUCCUAGCAACCCAAUAAAAAAUAAUAAAAAACACUAAAAAUUAAUACAAUAAAAUAUUAUAAUAACAGAAAAUAACGAAAAAUAAUACAAGAAAAUAAUAAAUUAUAAUAAAUAAAAAGAUAACUUACAAUAAAAUUAAUUAAAAAUACAAAUAACGUCAAAUAAAAAUUACACAAUAAUUUUUAACCAGUACCACCACCACUUUGCCACAGCAACGCGUGGCCGGGCACAGCUAGUAAUCAAUGAAGUGCAAGUAAUGAUGGCCAGGCAUCCUAUUGUUGAGUGGGCAGAUGAAUCAACCUACAAAGAUUAAUCCUCGAAGGCCUUUUGGAAGAGCUCAUGCUAUGGAAUCGUGGAUGCUGUGGUUUAACCAAAGUGUGCCAACGACAACUCUCCUGAUUGCAUAGCAUUGAGCCCUGGGCAAUGGAAGUGUGUGGAUUCUAUCAAGGAGAUGCUCUCCAAAUCGUCUCCGUCUCUCUCUUCCGAGGACUUGCUCUCUGACCCCUGACAAUGCAAUCGGUGCCUUGCGAGAGUUGUUGCCUUUGAGAAACACACCAAACAAACCCUCUCAUUUUCCUCGUUCCUGAAACCUCCAAACCCGGUGGACUCGCCGGGGUGCAUUGCACGCAUUCCUACCAGCGAGGCUGACGGAUACGCCUUGCUGGCUCCCUGUCGCUGGAAGCGCACCAAUCGCACACCCUUUGGACGGAUGCGACACGCCGGCCUGGCAGGACGGACGGACGGACGGACGGAGGGUGGCCAGGCCGCGGCAUGAACCCCACGCUCUCCGAGGCAGCCGGGCAGAAGCUGGGACAUUACUAGGCCUGGGAGACAGAGCUGAGUUUUGGAUAAAAGGCACAGACAGGGGCAAAACUGGUUCAAGGUGAUGGAGGACAGGAAGGAGAAUGAUGCCAAGCUGAGCAAGAGCAAGCAGCCGGUGAAGACCGAGUGGGGAGCCCAAUAUGUCGUCUUCACUUACUUCCAGGGAGACAUUAACAGCGUGGUGGACGAACACUUCUCUCGGGCCCUGAGUUCGACCAAAAUCCCCCAGGAUUUGAGCAGAAAAGGCAACGGAGGAGGAGGAGGAGACGUCAUGGUCAAAACAGAGAGCCACCUGCCUCAGGCCCAGCAGUGGAGCUAUUCACCGCAAUGGGCCAAGCCCUACCCGGGGCCGCUUCCUCCUCUGAGCGAGAGUCCAUCCGCUUUGGCCAGCGCUGACCCCUUCCCGUCUCCCGUCCUGCGGGCCGGCCCUCCUCCGGCCAUGGAGCUGUGGCCCGUGCCCUCCGGCGGGACCCCUGCCCCGGGAUACCCGCCUUCCGUGCCCCUGGCCCACGAAGCCAAGUACGAAGGGUCCUUGCUGGGCCUCUUGCACCAACAAGACAGAGGCCCCUCUUCUGUCCAGGAGCCGACCGAGUCCAGACCCACCUGUCUUUCCGGCUCGGCCAGAUUGCAAAACAUCAGCCAGGGCUUAACUGCUGCGGGAGGUCUCCCGGCUAAUGACAGAAGACGAGAUUUGUUCUUCUAGAAAACGGACACGUAUGUUCAUUAUUCCCACAAAAGGACAUUAAAAAAAAGGAAUUGCAACUGUGAAUAAGAGAAACUGAGGAAGACCAAGAUGAUCAGAUGCUUUGCUCGACUGGGAAAAAGUUGGCCAUGAUUUUGGCUAUUUCUGGGCUCCUUUUUCCCAAUAGGAAGUCACCUAGAAGUCAAAAUAUUGGGGCACAUCUUUGUUGUACGUGAAUGUAACCCUGGGUAAUGUGUAUAUAAUCUAGAUUUUUCUGUUUUUGCGUCUAGAAUUUAUUUUUGGAAAGGCAGGAAGCACUAUGGCUUGUUUCCAGCUUCUUUUGCUCGGAAAGAGAAAAACCACAAAAGCCAACAACUUGGCCGCGGUUGAAAUGUUGUCAUGCGUUCCGAUGGUGUUUUUGCUCUGUUUCUAUAUGUUUCCCUCUCACUCAAGAAGCCAAAAUAUUGCAUUAUGUUGAGCAGUUACCAUCUGGUGUUGCUGUAUAUAUCAUAAUUCAUUCCUUUCCUCUUGAUUCCAAUCUGGUCCUGUUCGUAAUGCCAACUUCUAUCUGAUGAGAGCUGUUUUUUAAAUCCUGGAUGAACUCCACAAUCAAAAGGAAAUCUAGACAUCCAAAUAAAAUGAUUUGGAGCCUUAUCCCAUUUGGGGCAGGAAGUGGAGGGAAUCGUCUUCUUAUCGUAGCGUUUUGUGCCUUUCCAUUUUAAAAGAAAAACAGAUAAUUUAUUCAUCCCUUUACUUUAACAU
Messenger RNA from Anolis carolinensis (green anole), 4694 nucleotides. It is a transcript of the gene vgll1, whose product is annotated as vestigial like family member 1. Bases 3315 to 3953 code for a protein of 212 amino acids. The record is from RefSeq and is a predicted model, not a curated record. Lineage: Eukaryota; Metazoa; Chordata; Lepidosauria; Squamata; Anolidae. Gene Ontology annotation, biological process: regulation of transcription by RNA polymerase II. Gene Ontology annotation, cellular component: nucleus. The transcript is spliced from 4 exons.